AUGGCCACCACCGAGCAAAAGAGUUCUUCAGCUGCAGCGACGACGACUUCAUCAUCAAAACAGCCGGAAAACAAUGUCAAGGACAGCUACCUAGGCCGCUUCAAGCUGGCCACCAGCGAAAACUUUGACGGCUUCCUCAGAGAGAUUGGUNUGGUAAGCGAUUUUCGAAGCAUCGGCAUGAUCAAGCGGAAGCUCGCCAACGCCAGCUACCCGGUGUUGGACAUUACCCGAGAUGAGAACAACAACAUCACCAUCACCACUAGCGCUCCAUUCACCCGCGCCACUACCACCUUCAAGUUGAAUGAGGAGUUCGACGAGCAACGGCUGGACGGGAAGGUGGUGAAGAGCACGGUGGAGCAGCAGGGCAAUAAGUUCAUUCAGACGCAGACCGAUGGCAGCCUGGUGAUCAAGUACAUUCGCGAGUUUGCCGGCGAUGAGAUUCGGGUG
Molecule: messenger RNA, 447 nt
Organism: Rhagoletis zephyria (snowberry fruit fly)
Lineage: Eukaryota; Metazoa; Arthropoda; Insecta; Diptera; Tephritidae
Product: fatty acid-binding protein-like
Molecular function (GO): lipid binding
Source: RefSeq, a predicted model, not a curated record